GUCAAGUUUUUCUCGUCAGUAUUUUUUCAAAGCGUAACGCAAUACCAUUAAAUUAUCCAUUAAGGAAACGAUAAUUUUUUUUGACACUCAAAAAUUCGUAUAUUUUUCUACAACGAUUCAUUACGAACAGAAAAUUUCCUUUCCAGAAAUUCUACAAUUUCAGAUGAAAAUUGUCUCGCGAUGAAGAAACAAACUGAAACAUCAAGGGACGAACGUUCAAAAAAUAAUCGUCGAGUACCGAAAAUUAAUAUUUCAAAACCAGUUGAAGAUAACAUUGAAGUAAGAAAUUUAGAUGAUGACGAAGAGCUUAAUGAAGGAUUCGGAACGUGGAUACGUUCUGAUAAUGGUGUAGAAAUGAUGAAACUUUUCGUCAUUGCCAAUUCUAUUCUAGCUGUGAUAACAAUGGCUUGGCCAAGUUUACAAGAAACAUAUAGUAUUAUUCGAGAAUUAAUUAUGGGAGAUGAUUAA
Messenger RNA from Leptopilina boulardi, 468 nucleotides. RefSeq lists its product as uncharacterized. NCBI's taxonomy places the organism in Eukaryota, Metazoa, Arthropoda, Insecta, Hymenoptera, Figitidae. The transcript has 2 exons. The record is from RefSeq and is a predicted model, not a curated record. The coding region runs from base 181 to 468 and encodes 95 amino acids.